This is a messenger RNA of Acaulospora morrowiae, 269 nucleotides long. Lineage: Eukaryota; Fungi; Glomeromycota; Glomeromycetes; Diversisporales; Acaulosporaceae. The record is from the annotation of a GenBank genome assembly.
AUCAAGAGAAAAUUACAACUUCCCAGGAUACUAAAUCUCCUUUGAAUGUAAAAGGUGGACAGGGGUUGAUUCAAGAAGUAUUUACUCCAGAGCCGUCUCUACAAAAAUCGCAAAUAAUUCAAAAUCAUGUGAUUAAAAUUUCCGAGACCGGCGGUCCCGGAAAAUCUGACAUUGAUGAAGCAUGGCAACAUCUAACUCAAUUAUGUGAUAAAGCUUUUGAUGCUGAAGAUAGAGCAAAUCAAGCUAAUCAAGAAGAAAUUUUAUAUUGA